CCGGAGCUUGAGCGACGUCGCAGACUGCAGCUGCACGUGUGCAUAGAGUUGAGCUCGCUCUUGACCGCCUACAGUUGGUGCAUACCUGUGUAGCCAAUUCCGAUCGGGCAGUGCUUUUGUCGACGGCAAAGUCGUCAGAACUCAACCAUUGCUAUAACUUCAUCGCAACUUACCGUCCGUCAACUCGGACUCGACGAUGUUCAGAUGGCGCACCUUAACGGAACCUCGUCGCUCAGCCGCGCAAGAUCAACACGGGACCCAGCAAAUGCCGGGAAGCCGCCGGUCCAGAACUCCUCACGCGGAGGUACACCAGGCGUGAUAUCCUCCACGACCACUGCUUCUCCGACCGCCCCAUCCAACAUCUCCCUUUUCUUGACCAACCUGCGCCUGCUCGAUCUCGACUUGCGUCCCGACUGGCCAGACAUCAACGCGCUCACCUUCAGCACCAAGGAUGCGGCGCAGGGUCAGAAGAAGCGCAUACAGUCCGUCGAGUGGGCCUUGUAUCACCUGUUCGUGCUGUGGGAUCCAGACGAAGCCCGCAAUAAGCUGAAACCUUUCUUCCCGCCGCUCGAUCAGGUCCAGUCGCUGAACCUGCGCGCUGCGCUCCUCCGGGCGCUGGAACAGGCGAAGAAGAGUGGCGUCCUCGGUCGCGAUGCAGUUGUGCGGAAGACGAUGCUCGACGAGUGCAAGGGGGAGAGGCUGGAGGAGGUGCUGGCCGUUUUCUCGUCCGCUGUGCUGAAGAAGCUGGUGGCGGAACAGCGGUUAAAUGGAGGGGGAUAUCCUGCCCUGGCCCAGGCGCUGGCUCUCGAGAAUCGAGGAUAUUCUGCCGAGCGGUCGGAACUGGCAGCGCUGGUUCUGGCUCACAGGGUGUCGUUGCGGCGUGUGCUAGACGGGAAGAAUGCGGCGCGGACGCGGUUCAGCAGCUUCUCUGGCGUGUUGGAUGCGAAAGAAAAGAUACUCGCUCGGAGACGGGAGCUGGCAGAGGCAGCUAAACAAAGCAAGCGGGCAAAUGUGAUCUCUGACAACCAGAAGAGUACGGUCUCGCGCGCAGUGCGGAAUAACUGGACCGGGAACGAGCGCUGGAUGGAGGCGUUGCUUUAUGGCGACAGCAAAUCACGCAAAGAUGGAAUCCUCUCAGCCCCUUUUGACAGAGUCUGGAGGCGGGUGCAGUCUGGCCGGCUCGCCGAGCUCGAAGAUACCUCUGUGGGGCUCUUGGAACAGUUGGACAGCCGAGUCCGAGGUCAGCAGGAGAGGUUAGAGAAGUGGCAGGGCUUCCGCCAGAGAAUGUUUGGAAAGUUUGGAUCUGCACCGGCAACCCAGGAACCGCAGACGCAGCAUACGCGGAAGGGCAUCGACCUUGGGUUCAGGGCCCACGAAAAUCUUCAUCUCGGCCGAAUGGAUCGCAGGAAGCUGCCGCGAGCCCAGCAUAACCUGCUAGACAGUCACUACCAGUCGCUCAUCGACGGUCUCAAGUCGGAUCUUGCCGGCAACGGCCAGGCUGCCUCACGCAUCCCUUCAUUCUUCCGAAGGCCGCGGCAAACAGAGGGAUUCGCGUCGCGAACGGCGGAGGGUGCCGAGGCUGAGUCGGAAGAGAUCUCCGAUAUCAGCGAACUUGAAGAUGCGCCGCCACUGCUACGCCCAUCCCCAUCGCGCCGCCAGACGAUUCGUGUCUCGGAAGAGCCAGCGUUUGAGCCAGUGCUGCGAAAGGCCAAGACCUUUGACGACGAACACGGAGCCUGGGAAGAUGAAUCGGUCAGCCCUUCGCGGCCCCGGAGAUCCGCGACGAUCCAAUCUCAUUCUACUUCUGCUGCCAUGCGGCCCGCACAACCUUCGCUCAUAAGAGACCGGGCACCUAAACCGAAUUCACCACCUUCAUCUCCGAAAGCUCGAUCUCCCCCUCGACUGGCAGCUGCCUCUCUUGAACCUCCCUCCUCUCCCGAACCCCCACCGUCUCCAACGCAGGAAUUAGCGGACCAGAUUCUCGCCUCCGUCAGUGCCGCGUCGCCGUCCCCCGUCAAGAAACCACGGCGCGCCCUCUCGCUGGCCGAACGCACCCGCCUCUCCAUGGCGCGUCGCACAUCCCACGCCAAUCUCCGUGUCCCUGCUGACGAGGACGGGAUGGACGAAGAGCCAGAGGCCGACCCUCUGCCCCUCAAGCGCUCGUCCGUCACUGUCCCAAUCAUUGCCGAACCACCGGAAGCAGCACAAGACGGCACCGAUGGUGGAGAAGGGUACGAGGACCUUGCCUCCCGCACAAGGCGAAGCAUGGCCGGCUAUGAGGCGGCACGACAGAAGGCGCAGCUGGAGAGGCGCAGAUCGCUGAGAAAAUCCAAACUGCCACCACCGACGACGCCGGGGACGGGCAGGAGUAGCUACUUCCCUACUGUGGACGAAGAGGAGGGGAACAGCACGUUGCUCCUGGCCGAGAAGCUGAUGAGCGGAGAGGCUCAAGAUGACUAUGAAGCUGUUUUUAUGAGUCGGCCGAAACUUAAGAGUAGUCCGGUGGGAACGCCGGUCAGGGAGCUUUGGGGGGAAUGAAGAAAUGAGCCUAUCAUAUGGAUAAUGAAACGUAAUGCCUCGGUAGGGAAGACACGGAGAAGGCAAAUAACGGCGGAAUGAUGAAUGCCCGUGGUAAUGCGCAAGACAGAAC
Messenger RNA from Chaetomium strumarium, 2650 nucleotides. Its product is annotated as HAUS augmin-like complex subunit 6 N-terminus-domain-containing protein. Bases 205 to 2538 code for a protein of 777 amino acids. The transcript has a single exon. Lineage: Eukaryota; Fungi; Ascomycota; Sordariomycetes; Sordariales; Chaetomiaceae. The record is from RefSeq and is a predicted model, not a curated record.